Molecule: messenger RNA, 1083 nt
Organism: Seminavis robusta
Lineage: Eukaryota; Bacillariophyta; Bacillariophyceae; Naviculales; Naviculaceae
Source: the annotation of a GenBank genome assembly
AUGGUGGCAGAUGAUGGUCCUCACAGUAGAGGCUGCCGUCGCACAUCGCAUCGAACCUUGUUCUUGAGUGUGUCUUCCUUGUUGGUUUUGGUGGUGGCGUCCACGAUCUGCAAAAACUACCGGUACAGGGGAGAUUUGAUUGAUCGGGUAUCCAAUAAUAAUAAUAGUGGUAUACUUACCGAAAGGAAAACCGAGCACGACAAUAAUAUCAUCAGCAGCCAUCACAAGAGCUAUACCCUUCCAUCCUUGGAAUAUGGUGGGAUCAUCUUUUACCUACAUAUACCAAAGACAGGCGGAACAACCAUUCGAGAGCUUAUCAAGUAUCGAAAGAAUGGCAGACGGUCUAGAGUCCAUUACAUUUAUCUGACAGGGCCGCGCGAAUACAACGACACUAUGCAGCUGAUGAAGGAUUGGGUUGUCCGUGGCACUGACAAUCAAGAAGUUGUCUUCAUCGAAUUUCAUGCACUCGAAAGAAAUUGUCCCACGUUUCUACAUUUGAGUCAAAACGAAUUGCCUCGGUGGAAAAAUCUCGCAAACGAACACAAUGUGCCAUUCUUUUCCUUCACCAUUCUACGAGAACCAGUGGCAAUGGCCAUUAGUUUCUUCAACUAUUACCAUGGCAUUCCACAAAAUCCAAAAGGUUUUGGAAUCUAUUGUAUCGAAGACAUAUUUGCGCAUGCAACUAUCGCCAAUCCACAGUGUCUCUUCAUGGCGCGAAACGAAGAUGCCUACACUAAGACCGGCAAAGAUCUGAGGGACAGUUUGACUCGUGACGACUGCCGUCAAGCGUACAAGAGCAUCCUACACUUGUUUGACUGGGUUGGGACAACCGACAGACUUGGGAAUGAGACGCUUCUUUUGUUGAGGCGUCUCUUUCAAAGCAACCAAAGCACACAACGACUCAUUCGGAAUCUCAAUAAAACCGCUAAUACCGCCGGAUUAAGUGCGCCAAUCCACUUGAGAGAUCUCAACGGAACUACCAUACAGUACAUUCGUAGAAUGACAUCGUGGGAUCAAGAACUGUACGAUGCCGCCAAGAAAGGCGAAUUCCCCGCGGACUUUGGACGCUGGAGCUUGAGCUGA